UAUUAGACAAUUUUAACUUUUUUAGUCUUUCCCCCCAAAUAUUCAACGUAAAAUAUGAACGUUUUGUGUUUAUAAAAUGAAAAUCCGGUGAUUAAAAACAAGCAAAACGACCCACAAAAUCCACAACAGGAAGCUACAGGUGAUCCUUUUCGGUUUCUGCAUGACAUUAUCCAAUCGAAAUAUCAAUAGCUCGUUUCUCAGAAACAUUUGAAGAAUGUGCUUGUAAUUUUACCAACUCUCUGUUUUGAACUCGAUCUAUUCUUGCUCUCCUGCAUUUCUUACACCGAGAGUUUCUUCAUGCAACUAACUUUCUGCAAGGGCUGCGCAGCAGGAAAUGGAGGCGCAGCUUUCAUGAUGAUGAUGAUGAUGAUGAUUGUGUCGCUGCUGCAGUACUGACCCUGAACCUGGAGGAGGAAACCAGUAGCAGCAGCAGCAGCGCGGACAGAAAACUUUCAGCACUGUGUUUACUGGGUGAAGAUGAGCGACGCAAACGAGGCCAAAAUUGAGCUUUUUGUGAAGGCAGGAAGUGAUGGUCUGUGCAUCGGCAACUGUCCGUUCUCACAGCGCCUCUUCAUGGUCCUGUGGCUGAAAGGAGUGGUGUUCGACGUCACCACAGUGGAUAUGAGGAAGAAACCAGACAUCCUGAAUGAUCUGGCUCCUGGAGCUCAGCCUCCCUUCCUGCAGUACGGCAACGAGGUGAAAACCGACACCAACAAAAUCGAGGAGUUCAUCGAGUCGACGCUCUGCCCUCCUAAAUAUCCCCGUCUGGCGGCUCGUAAUCCAGAGUCCAACACAGCAGGAGUCGACAUCUUCUCCAAGUUCUCUGCUUACAUCAAGAACUCAAACCCUCAGACUAAUGACAAGAAAGGCCUCAUGAAGGCUCUGCAGAAGCUGGACAACUACCUCGGCUCCCCACUUCCUGACGAGAUCGACCAGGACGCCGCCGACGAGGCCACUUCCUCGUCACGCCCCUUCCUGGACGGCCAGCAGCUCACCCUGGCGGACUGCAACUUGCUGCCAAAGCUGCACAUCUUGAAGGUGGUGAGUUUGAAGUACAGAAACUUCACCAUCCCAGAGUCUCUGACUAACGUCUGGAGGUACCUGAACGCAGCAUACGCCAGGGAAGAGUUUAGCGCCACCUGUCCUGUCGAUGCGGAGAUCCUCAUGGCGUAUUCGACUGUAGCGAAAGCUCUCAAGUAGGACGGCGAUAGGCCAUGUUAAAGUAAAAAAAAAAAAAAUCCACACAGAAAUCAGUAAUCAAAUAUUUACUCUGCAAACAAUCGGGAUCUGUUUCCCUGCCGAUGGGAGUUUCCUUUAAGCUUUGUUUACCUUACAGAACACACACCCACAGGUGGAUCUUUGUAUUUAUUCUCCACUUCAGCCAGGAUCGGUUACAUCAGCAGGGAGACGAGGGCAGAGUCUAGAUCAGUGGUGUCCAAACUCUUUCCACYGAGGGCCAAAAUGAGCUUUUUCCGUCCAUUAAACAACAUAAAAGUUA
Molecule: messenger RNA, 1498 nt
Organism: Poecilia reticulata (guppy)
Lineage: Eukaryota; Metazoa; Chordata; Actinopteri; Cyprinodontiformes; Poeciliidae
Source: RefSeq, a predicted model, not a curated record